This is a messenger RNA of Marchantia polymorpha subsp. ruderalis, 1199 nucleotides long. The record is from the annotation of a GenBank genome assembly. Lineage: Eukaryota; Viridiplantae; Streptophyta; Marchantiopsida; Marchantiales; Marchantiaceae.
AACGUUAGUAUUAUCAGUGCAGAUGUGGUGAGGCAAGGUGCUGGUUACUUGGAAUACUUCGUGGCGGCAGCUCACUCGACCGCCCGUGUGAAACUUCGCUCGUGCAACUUCAGUCGGUGUUAAUUUCGGCCAGGGGUUUUAAUCUAGAUGAUGGCGGGUAGUUUCGUUAGUUGGAUGUUGAAACGAGAGAAGGAGAACGAGAGAGUUUAGUUUGGACAGCAAGUCAGAACUGUCACAACGCGGGUGUCAGUUUCGGGAGUGACACUUAGUGACAGUCACAACGCGAGUGUUAGUUACGGGAGGCAGGAGGCUAAGAAAACUCCGAAGGCUUCAAAAGAACAGACACUAAAACAACUCCUAAUGUAUUCGAAGAGCCGAGCAGCAAGCCGGCCAGUUGAGAAAGAAAUUCCAGCAGCUCUGACAACUUCGUGGGAUACGACACCGUUGUGAUUAACAUGCACGUACAUGCUCAAGAGGAACUAGCUAAAUGCGAUGAGGCCUUAACGAGAAUUCACACAUGGCGGAGGACUGUAAAGAAAGUGAGGGAAGUUGUAACCUCCAUUGUCACAUGGCGGAGAACGAACGAGACAAGAGCUGUAUUGGGACAGGCUGAAAAUGAAGUGAGGAGAAGGAUGUGGCACAAGAACCACCGGAGAAGAGUGAAAGGAGGUUUUCUAGUUCAGACUAAGAGAACUCCGUUGCUGAAAGUUGUUGCGGUUUCUCCCACGACUAUAAUGGUGACGAACAAAGGAAUCCGAAGGGCCCAGUACCUGCAGCUUCAUAGACAUGGACACCAACUACCCUUGGACAAAGGACCAGCACGGAGAUUCGCCCGAGUUCUACAUCUGCCCCUGUACAGCACAAUCCGUCUCGAGCUCUUGGGGACCUGAAGGGAACAGAGUAAGAAGACCACGCACUUCGAUAGCAAGUCGAAUAUGACAUCCGAGACUUCUAUUAUCCAGAUUGAAGAGUGAUCCGCCUUCGAUAUUUUGAUACCUCUUUAUCUGAUGAACUAUUAAGAAAACACUGCGUAUUGUGAAUAAGAUCUUCUUCACUUCAAGUCUUGAACUAGACAAAUAUGUGGUCGGUCACCAAGGGACAUGAAAUCAACCAUGCGAAGGUUUGAUAUGGCCGUGUUGACACACAGGGAGACAUGACGUUUCAAUCUGAACCGGAAUAAUUUAUGACAAGACGUUCGA